Messenger RNA from Lacerta agilis (Sand lizard), 1657 nucleotides. RefSeq names its product zinc finger protein 474-like. The record is from RefSeq and is a predicted model, not a curated record. The transcript is spliced from 3 exons. Lineage: Eukaryota; Metazoa; Chordata; Lepidosauria; Squamata; Lacertidae. The coding region runs from base 222 to 1202 and encodes 326 amino acids.
ACCACAAAAAGGCAACAUUGCUGGGACCUCAGUGUUAGAACUUUGCAAAUGUGCUCGGAUCUAUCACAGCUGCCCUCUGUUUUAGGAUCUUGUACCUAUUUAUCCCAGAGAGCUUCGUUGUUUUUAAAGGAACAACAGGUCAACCAAAAGACAACCACCAAGUCCAAACAAGAAACACUACAUAAAUCCAGACAUCCUGUUAAUGGAACAUUGUUGACUUCAUGGAAACGGCUUUAAUGAAAAAGACUCUGAGCAAACACAAUAAAACACUCCCCAGUGCUGGGAAAGCCCUCGCUAAUAUCUCCACCAGCUCAUCUUUAAGACAGGCUUCAAAAUCCACUGUUUCAGACCCUUCCAUGCUUUUGUCAGGAGUGGGUUUAAAUUCUACCCUUAAAACAAGCACUGGGAAGAAGAGGCCGGGGACUGUGGUGGUAUCAAAACGAUCAAGUACUGGGUGCACGUCUCAGGAUCAGUGGGAUCGGCCCGUCAUUCCCCCGAGAAGACCUGGCUUCAGGAUCUGCCAUAUCUGUGGCAAAGAGUUUGGGUCACAAUCUCUUCCUAUCCACGAGCCAAAAUGCCUGGAGAAGUGGCAGAUAGAAAACGAUAGGUUGCCCAAACAUCUCAGAAGACCACCACCCGUUAAACCUCAGGCCCUUCCUGGAAUAUCUCUCGGUACGAUGGCUGAAAACGCAGCAGCUACUCAAAGUUACAAGCUCCUACCCUGUGAACACUGUGGCCGUACUUUUCUUCCAGAUCGUCUUGCUGUGCACCAAAAGAGUUGUAAACCAAAAGCCAGUUCAGGUCCUUCGAGCUACAGCUCGCCUAAAUCACAUAGAUCCACUGGGCCUGCAUCUUCCACCUCAGACAAGCCUGCAUUUGUACGGCGACCCCCAACCGUUAUUUGCUACAUUUGCGGCCGAGAGUAUGGAACUCAAUCCAUAAGCAUCCAUGAACCACAGUGUCUGAAAAAAUGGCACAUUGAGAAUGAUCAGCUGCCAAAACACUUAAGAAGACCCGAACCCAAGAAGCCAGAGGUCGUAUCCAUAGGAGCCAAAGGUUACUAUGAUCUGGAUGCCUUAAACGAGUCUGCCUGGCAAAGUGCCCAGGCCCAGUUAGUUCCAUGCAAUAUUUGUGGUCGUACCUUCCUGCCAGACAGGCUGAUCGUCCACCAGCGCUCAUGUAAGCCGAAGACACCGAAAUAAAACGUUCCUCCUUUCAAGCCAAAGUUUUUAAAGAACAAGACUCUUCUCUGACCUACAGGGCAGAGGUCUCAGCAAUGAAGAAUCAUAGCGCUAUGUCGAAUCAAGUUCCAAAAAUGACCUGUGUGCAAUUAACUGAAUAUUGAUUAUGUAGGUGAAAUAUGGACAUGCCAUUUCUAAACAGUGUUUUGCAGCAGUGGCAUUGACCACGUGGUCCAUAAGGAUGAUGGGAGUUCAACUUCUCCGGCAUUCUUCAGAGCAGAUCGUGGCCUUAAGACUUCACAGUGAAUACCAUUGUUUCUCAGUCACACACUGUUAUGAAGUGGCUAUGCCUUUUCAGACCCAAGAGUUAGUAAAUCAUGUUUAAGAAUACUUCUUUUUACUGAGGAUGUUUCCGUUAAAAGGUCCUAUCUGCAGCAAAAUGAGGACAAUAAAAGCUUUGGUAGGCUUCUUCAAAA